AUGGCGCCCGCACAACCUGAGCUGAAGAAGGCAAGUCUUGCUAACUUUUCUAAACAGUACCUUGACAAGAGACUGUUCGUCCAGUUGAACGGCAGCCGAAAGGUCAUCGGUAUCCUCCGAGGUUACGAUGUCUUCCUGAACAUUGUCCUCGACGAAGCGGUGGAGGAAAAGGAUGGAGGAGAGAAGGAGAGAAUUGGCAUGGUUGUCAUCCGUGGUAACUCGGUAGUGAUGCUCGAGGCUCUCGAGAGAAUCGGCGGCGACGACCGACGUGGAGAACGAUGA
Molecule: messenger RNA, 282 nt
Organism: Fusarium musae
Lineage: Eukaryota; Fungi; Ascomycota; Sordariomycetes; Hypocreales; Nectriaceae
Gene: SMG1
Product: Serine/threonine-protein kinase smg1
Exons: 4
Coding region: 1-282 (93 amino acids)
Biological process (GO): spliceosomal snRNP assembly; mRNA splicing, via spliceosome
Cellular component (GO): U5 snRNP; U12-type spliceosomal complex; P granule
Molecular function (GO): RNA binding
Source: RefSeq, a predicted model, not a curated record